This is a messenger RNA of Chaetura pelagica (chimney swift), 1140 nucleotides long. RefSeq names its product WAP four-disulfide core domain 1 (gene WFDC1). Gene Ontology annotation, cellular component: extracellular region. Lineage: Eukaryota; Metazoa; Chordata; Aves; Apodiformes; Apodidae. Bases 258 to 926 code for a protein of 222 amino acids. Gene Ontology annotation, molecular function: peptidase inhibitor activity. Gene Ontology annotation, biological process: regulation of cell growth. The transcript is spliced from 7 exons. The record is from RefSeq and is a predicted model, not a curated record.
GUGCUUUGUGUGGACACGCGAGCCGAGAACCUGGUCUAACUUGGAGUAAAGAAGUUCAACAGCAGCUCCUGGCUUCUGCUCCUGGGCUCUUGGGUUUUUUUCCCCCUUCCCUUCCCAGAAGCUGCGCAGGGAAAGCAGCUGCCACCAGAGAUCAGCCUUCGCGCUCCCUCCCGCCCCGUCUCCCUCCCUGCUUGCCAAGACUCUGAAUCGUCUGGAUCCCCAAAGCCAGGCUCCUUAUUCCAUCUCUCCUUGGGAAAAUGGAUUCCCAGGUGCUGUCAGGGAUGCCUUUUUGUAAAAAGAUCUUCACUGCAGCCUUGUGUGUCUUAGUUUUGCUGCCAGAUUCAGGCUGUGCGAGGACUCUGUGGAAGCGCGCUCUGCAUCUGAAAAUGACGGAGAAGUAUGAUGAUUAUGAGUACCCUCUUCAUUCUCACAGUUCCCACUACCAGAAGAACGACCGCUGCCCGCCGCCGCCCCAGUCGCUGCCGGAGCCCGCCUGCGAGGUGCCCAGCUGCCGCGCCGACGCCGAGUGCCAGCGCCACAAGCGCUGCUGCUACAACGGCUGCAUCUACGCCUGCCUGGAGUCCGUGCAGCCCCCUCCAGUUUUAGACUGGUUGGUUCAGCCCAAACCCCGCUGGCUGGGAGGAAAUGGGUGGCUUUUGGAUGGCCCAGAGGAAGUCUUACAAGCUGAGGCCUGCAGUACCACUGAGGAUGGAGAUGAGCCUCUGCACUGCCCCACAGGCUACGAGUGCCACAUCAUCAACCCGGGUAACACGGCUGAAGGCAUCCCCAACAGGGGCCAGUGCAUCAAGCUGCGUGGAAAUCCAGAUGGACACAACCUGAGGCAGAAGUAUUACAAGGAAUAUUUUGGAAGCAAUUCCAACAACGUGGUUGGCUAUGUGAAAAACCAGCAGAAGCAUUUAGGCUAAUCCAAAGUGUGCCUGGCUGGACCACUCUGUUAAGCAGAUGUCAAGGAAUGCUUUACCCAACAGUUUUCUCUUUUGGAAGAAUUCUGGUCCCAAAUCUCCAUGAGCACAUCUCCAACACUGAUCCCUGCCCACCAGUGAUAAAAAGACUUUGCUAUUCAAGGAACAGGAUGGGUCUAGAUUUUAAUCCUAUAAGCAGGGAGAGAAUUGUGUUCCC